Anopheles maculipalpis is the source of this 3534-nucleotide messenger RNA. RefSeq lists its product as uncharacterized. NCBI's taxonomy places the organism in Eukaryota, Metazoa, Arthropoda, Insecta, Diptera, Culicidae. The record is from RefSeq and is a predicted model, not a curated record. Gene Ontology annotation, molecular function: DNA-binding transcription factor activity. The transcript is spliced from 5 exons. Bases 24 to 3404 code for a protein of 1126 amino acids.
CGCACGUGGACGCAUACCAAGAAAUGUCAUCCGCGGCACCGGUCACGGUGAAACAGGAGAGGCAUGAUGAAGCCGAAAUCAAGGAGAUGGCGGCUAAGAUAGUGGAGGCACACAAGCAACAGUCGGCAAAGGCGGCAGCGGCCGCCGUACAACAGCAACAAGUGCCGCCAGUCCGUACAGGGGCAGCGGCAACGGCGACAGUGACCGCGAACGGUGUCGUCGCACCCGGCCAGACAAACAUACUGAACUAUUUAACGCGCAAACCGACGACGGUGCCGGCGAACGCGGCCAAUGUUAUGGCGGCAGCUGGUACGGUGGCCACCGUUGCCCUGCCGCUCGGAAGCGGCCAAAGCGUGGCCUCGAACGGCAGUGGCAAAGCGUACGAUGGUGGUGGAUCGGAGGUGAAUGGCGGUGGCGAAAAGAAGGCGAACGACGAGGAAAGCCAGAAGGGCCACUUUGGCUGGGAAGUGUUUCCGACCAAGGUGCAUAUACCGUUCAUUUUGCGCCAGCAGGAACGGUACUGUGCGGUGCGUAUGGUCGAGAUGAAGCUGCUGAACAAGUAUCUGAACUAUCUGCAUCAGGACAUCUACACGUGCACGUGCGUCCGGUCGUACUACAUUACCGAUGCGGAGUGUAAGCUGCUGAAUGAGAUUAAUCAGAAGCACAGCGACAUGCAGUUCGGCCGGGAGCUGUUCACGCUGAAAGAUCUGGUCGUGCGGGUGUCCGAUGCGUACAAGUUCUUCCAGUUCCUGGAGGUGUGCUACAAGAAGCUGCUGAUGGGUUGUAGCACCCCGAACGACAAGUGUGGCUUCAUCCGCAUCAACAAGGAAUCGGUGGUACCGUACACGGUGCGCGACUAUCAGAAGAUGGUGCCACUGUUUUACUUCGAGGGUGAAACGGACAACUUGAAGCUGAAGGCGGACAACCUUUCCGGGUGGGAUCUGUCGUACCUGAAGUUCUGCUGCAAGGUGCAGGGCAUACGGAAUGAGCUGUUCGCUAGCGAUUCGGUUGCGGUGAUCAGUUUGACCGACAUCAAGGGUUACUUUCCGCCUGGCACCGAGUUUGAGGAUUACUGGCCGAGCAAGGUGGUCGAUUCGCAGCUCCUGUCUGGGCCGAAGUCAAACACCAUCCACUGGACGCGGCAGCCGGCUCAACCACCACCGAAAGCACCGGCCAUACUGAACAGCAAUGCGCCAGCACGGAAGGCCGCCAGCAACGUCUACCAGACGCUACAAACGCAACAGAAUCUUGCCAAAACGAACAACCAAAUGACCAGUAUUACAGCUGCUGUACAGGCCCUUACCAACAACUGGAACAUGCUGCCAUCGAAUCAUCCCAACCUGCUCUCUCCCCAACAUGAGCAACUGCUACGACUUAGUCAAGCCCAACAGGCUGCUCAGGCCCAGGCCCAGAUACGCAACAUCCAAAACAUGCACUCGAUGCAGCAGUACAAUUCCUUCCUGAACACCAUGUCACGAUCGUCACAAAACCAGCAGGUACCACCACCAUUGGUCCGAUCGGCACAGGUCCAAGCUCAUCUGUCGAGUGGUGGCAGUGGCGCAUCCUCAGUCCUUCGUUCGAGCUCGAACUCCGCCGGUAGUAGUGGCAAUGGCAAUACCUUACCGAACCUAAACCCCGCUCUGUCCAUAUUCGCAACCACCAGUAGCCCGAACGGCACUGUCAACCUGUCCCGCUUGAAUCAGCAACAGAUAAGCGAGCUAACGAUGGCCAGUGCGGCCGGCAUGGCAAAUGGCACCGGGAGCAGUCGUACAGCCGGCAAGACUAGCACGAACCGAAGUGCGGCUAAUACUGCUGCGGAUAUUGUUUCCAUUACUGCUGCGUUGGCAUCCGGCAGGCAACCGAGUAGCGCCAACAGCAGCACUAGUAGCAGCAACAAUCUGGAUGGAUUUUCAUUCAGCAUGAAUCUGGGAGGACGAAACAUAACCAUCAUACCGGCAGGCAAACGAGGUGCUGGUACCGCGUUGGAAGAAUUGGCCGGGUAUAGCGGUGGAGGAGCGAAUGGUAGACAGCAGUCGGUAGCCUACCCGAAGAAUCCGAUCUCUAUCACAGCUGUACCGGUUGGUUCGCCGACACGUGCCUCACCGAAGGGCGGUCAGGCAAAGCAGCCCCCGCCGGCACUGAUACCGGUCGGCGGUGGGACCGAGCUGAUGGAUAAUUUCGGCACCAAUGGCGUUGAUUUGUUGGCUCAUUUGCGGCUCAGUAAGGAUAUCGAAAUCAUAAACGAGCAUUUAUUGGAAGUGGGCCGUGGAGGAGGUGGCAUGAACGGUGACCACGGGCACGGAAGCAACAGUAACAGUGGCAAACAUUUACCAUCGUAUCGGGAAAGCACCACCAACAGCAGCACCGGCUCAGUAGUAGUUCCUCAGAGUGUUAUAGUACAUGAUAAAAGUAGACCGACCAGUAGUAGUAGUAGUAGUAGUAAUAGGGUUGAGUAUACCAGAAAUCAGAGCGUUAUCACUACCGCUGGCAGCCGACAGCGUGCCAGCGACAGUGAGUUUGCCAUUGGCACCGGUGCUAGUGACGGAAGAGCUUCCUAUCUGAACGCACUUAUCGCAGCAGGAUUGUCGGAUGUAAUCGAUCUAUCUUCUACCCCAAGGUCCAACAUGGGAGCAUCGUUACCUCCGCAUUUGGUACAGCAGGCAGCUGCUGCGGCCGUAGCCCAGCAGCAGCAGCAGCAGCAACAACAACAGCAGUCACAGUCCGGCCGGCGUUCGACUGCUUCCGCCUCGUCGGGCCUAUCCGGUGGACGGGGAGGAGUUUCGAUCAGCUCGUCCAGCGGGGCAGGCGGCAGCGGUAAUGGAACGAGCGGUGGCACCAACAGCUACCGGAACUCGAGUGUGGCCGCGAUACAGCAGCAGCUACACCAGCAGGUUCAGCAGGCUCAGCAGCAGGUACAGCAGGUGCAACAUCAGCAACAUGCAGCUGCAACAGCCGCAGCAGCAGCGGCCAUUAACAAUAUGGCAGGAGAGACAAGGCAUGGCAACAUGAUCGUGCUGCCGGAGAUGAAUGUGGGCGUUACGCAGUACAAACCGUACGAGGUGGUGAAAAAGCCGGUCGAGAACAAGAUCAUCUACUGCGUGAACAAAACGCCCUACCGGAAUACCGAGUAUCUGAUGACGAUCUUCGAUCUGAAGGAUGUGUUUUUCCCGUACAUCAGCUUGGAUGCUUGCCGGCGGGUGCUCAGCGCAUUGGACAUAAAUCUCUACGUUGGCAAUAGCUUGCAGUAUCAGGCCCUACAGGAGGCUGGACGCACGAAUGUGGACAAAAUGCCCAUGAUUCAGGUGACGGACGUCAUGACGUUCAUGCCGCAGUUGCAAUACAUGAUCCGCAGCAGCAACCUGAACCAGGAAACGCCGGCCAACAAGCGGGCUCGUAUCAGCUAGGAAUUGGGGUGGGGGGUACAGCAGCAGUGCCCUCAGAGCACGAUCGUACCGGAUAUAAUUUCAUCAUCUACGUCGAGUCGUGUUGGCACUGGGACUGGUGGCAUUGGCGAUUCGUUUACCGGCAGCAUUG